Gryllus bimaculatus (two-spotted cricket) is the source of this 706-nucleotide messenger RNA. The record is from the annotation of a GenBank genome assembly. NCBI's taxonomy places the organism in Eukaryota, Metazoa, Arthropoda, Insecta, Orthoptera, Gryllidae.
AUGCGGCGCCUCAUCAACCGCCCCCGGCCCCCGGCCCCGCCCCCGGCCGCGCCGCGCCCCCCGCCCCGGCCAGCCCCGAGCCCGCACCGAGCACCCCGCGCCGCACCUAACAUCGCCGGGCUGUCGGGCCCCGAGGACGCCCCGCGCCGGCCCAAAGGGCGCCUGACGGCGACGCAGUGCCUGGGCCACGAGUGGCUGAAGUCGCAGGCGACGGUGGCGCUCGACAAGACGAGGCUGAAGCGGUACGUCAUCAAGAAGAGGUGGAUCAAGGCGGUCAACACGAUCAUCGCCCUGAGGAGAAUGGGGGCCAAGCUGGAAUGGGAUGAUACGAACGCGUUAUAGAUUUUCUUCCAAACAUUUGUUUUUAUGAAACAAAAAAUAAAUUGUUUUCUUGUUUUGUAUAUGAUUAAAAAUAUUACCCUCCUUUCCCUGACCAUUAAUUUGACCUCAGCCCAUGCACACCACACACAUCACCCAUGCUCUGCACAUGCACGUUGUCAUCGGCCGUAGAAUAGACAAGAAAACAUAACCGACGCAAAAUAUGUUGUUAAUUACGUCUGUUUGAAUUAAUAUACUUUACUCCAUAAUUGUUCCUAUUUUGAAAUAAUAUUUGGGCUGAUUUUAGUGUUAAAUGAUUCUCGCUUAAUAAAGUUGUAUUUAUGUUUGUUGUACAUACUGUUCUAUCUGUAAAAUAAAGUAUUCAGUG